AUGGAGGAUCAUCUCUCCAUCGUCCUCCUGGGAAAAGCUGGAGCUGGUAAAAGUUCUUCAGGAAACACCAUCCUAGGACGAGCAGUGUUUGAGUCCAAACUAUCCUUCAGACCUGUGACCAGACUCACUUCUGUGGAAUCAGGAACUGUGUUUGGGAAGCAGAUCUCAGUGAUCGACACUCCAGAGAUAUUAGGUUCAGAGCGGCAGGUCCAGACCUUCUGUCAGCGUGUCCUGCAAGACUCCAGCCCUGUUCUGUUCCUGCUGGUGAUCAGAGUGGGUCGGUUCACUGACGAGAACUACAGGGCUGUGGAUGCAGCGAGCAGAGUGAUCGGGGCUCACAGGCUGGAGAAAUGUUACCUGCUCUUCACGGGUGGAGAUGAACUGAAGAUGUCAGUCGACGAUUAUAUUUUAAAGGAUAAAAAAAGUUUGCUUCCAGGUGUUGUCGAAAGGUUUUCAUGGAGAAUUCACCUGUUCAACAACAAAGAUGGAAGACAGGAACAAGUCAGAGAGCUGCUGAUCAAGACAGGAAACUCAGCAGCAGAUGUUGGUCUGCAGGAGGUUUUAGAUGAACAUAAGGUCAGUCUGAGGAGGAGAUGUGAACGUGUGACUGAAGGAAGUGAUGAAACAGGAAGUGAUGAAACAGGAAGUAGAACCCUCCUCAACAGGAUCUACACUGAGCUCUACAUCACAGGGGGACAGAGUGAAGAGGUUCAUACCCAACAUGAG
Messenger RNA from Neolamprologus brichardi, 726 nucleotides. Lineage: Eukaryota; Metazoa; Chordata; Actinopteri; Cichliformes; Cichlidae. The record is from RefSeq and is a predicted model, not a curated record.